GGCGGGAGCGAGCACGAGGGCGUACUGCAGCUCGAGAGAGCGGUCUGUCGGCAGAACGUAUGUCGGGAACGAGCGAAGGAGCAGAGAAAGCCCGCUUGUCGGCGUUGUGAGCAAGGGCGACUUCAGCCGAGGACGGCUGUCUGUACAUGGACUGUCAGAAAGAGAGAGAGAGAGAGAGAGAAAGGGAGAGAAAGGGAGAGAGAGAGAGAGAGAGAGAGAGAAACGAGGACCGUCUAACAUCGCAGGCUGUUGCUAGUUGAUUUGGCAACUAUAGCUAGCUACGAGGCAUCGUAUGACCGAAUCCUUCCACCCGAAUGAACGCCUGUACGUGUAACAUCCGACGCGUUUUAUACAUUUUAAAACCCACAGAGCGUUAAACUGUAAUUUUACAAAGAGCAGGUGCGCGAGGACUCUACUGAGGAUCGACGUUUGAAAAUGGAAGGGGUUCAUCGAAAAGCCGAGCAGAAAUAAGAAAGACAACAAUGAAUGGUGUUUAUACAAAGCGUAUAUUUUUAUAUUUGGGAGGUAUUUAAACAGUUAAAUAUAGAUAGUACCGAUCAGCAGUGUUGUACGGAGACGACAUUACACGAAGAAAAUACAGCUAUGGCUAAUUACCCAUCAAGCCAGUAGGAUUGCCAUUGUCGCUUUAAAUAAACCAGAAAAGACGGUAGACAGACAUACUGAACAUAGGGUUUAAAUGAAGAUAGUCCCUUGUGAAGAAUUUUUGAAGAGAAGUCUGCUUGACCUUGCAACUUUUGGUACUUGCUAACUUGUUUUUUGUAUAUACUAUUUUAGAAAGCAUUUGUUUGCAAAAUCAUGUCACCACAUUAGAAAAGGACAAGAUGGGUCCUCAGGCAAUGGAUAGGAGAAAAAGAAUAGAUAACUAGAAAGACGGACAGCAGUCACUGCUGCUCUGCUUCCUCCCCUAUUACCACAGUGAAAUAGCAGGUGUGACCAGAUAGGGCUUUUCGCCGGCUCUUUAAGGAAAGCUGCUGAACAGCUGAAGGGGGAAAACUGACAAGAAAAGGUGCCCUGGGAACAAAGAGAGAAACAGAAACGGAGAGAGACAAAGAUCAAGAGGAAAGGAGGAUAGGGAGGAGAGGUAGAAGCUGUCCCCAAUGGCAACAGACCCUGGAGAACCCACAUCCACAGAUGACUCCUCUGACAAACCUGAUGGAGGGCAGGGCCAAGCAUGUGAGCCGGGACCUGAGGAUAGGACUGGCAAGGAAAGGGAGCGGAAUCACAGCACACCCUCCGAUUUUCCCUCCUCCCAAACUAAGGAAAACAGUGGGGGAGGUCUCGGGGGCGAGGAGGAGUGGCGUCCACCUCGGCCUCUGUCUGCCUCUACACCAUCUUCCCCAGCAGCUCUAGGUGGGAAACUGAAGAAGGAGAGGAAACGCUUCUUCCGAAAGAGUGUGGAGAUUUGUGAGGAGGAGGAUGAAGUGGAAGUGGCGCUGGGUGUGACACGAAGUGCCCCGCACCUAGACUCCAAGACCACUGAUUCUGUAUUUGCUGACAGUGCCCCACAGCAAGUGCCUGACUCCACCACCUCUGCCAUUGUGGCGGAUGAUGGCUCUGGCGUUGCCUUCACCAUUGGCCUGGAUCCUGACAAGAGUGGCCCUACUGUGUGCUCUGCUCAGAAGGGCAAGGAAAGAGACCGGGAACAAGAGGAGGAGGCCGAGAUGAAGGCGGUGGCCACCUCCCCUGGAGGGCGCUUCCUAAAGUUUGAUAUUGAGCUGGGCAGGGGAGCCUUCAAGACUGUGUACAAAGGGCUGGACACAGAGACCUGGGUGGAGGUGGCUUGGUGCGAGCUGCAGGACCGCAAACUGACCAAGGCAGAACAGCAGCGCUUCAAGGAGGAGGCGGAGAUGCUAAAGGGGUUGCAGCACCCCAAUAUCGUGCGCUUCUACGACUCCUGGGAGUCAGUGCUGCGGGGAAAGAAGUGCAUUGUACUGGUGACAGAGCUCAUGACCUCCGGAACCCUGAAAACGUACCUGAAGCGUUUCAAGGUGAUGAAACCCAAGGUGCUGCGCAGCUGGUGUCGGCAGAUCCUGAAGGGUCUGCAGUUCCUGCACACGCGCACACCGCCUAUUGUGCACCGCGACCUCAAGUGUGACAACAUCUUCAUCACAGGACCUACAGGCUCUGUCAAGAUCGGUGACCUGGGCCUGGCCACACUGAUGAGGACCUCUUUCGCCAAGAGUGUUAUAGGAACCCCAGAGUUCAUGGCUCCUGAAAUGUACGAGGAGCACUAUGACGAGUCAGUGGAUGUGUAUGCCUUUGGGAUGUGCAUGCUGGAGAUGGCCACCUCAGAGUACCCCUACUCUGAGUGCCAGAACGCCGCACAAAUCUACCGCAAAGUUACUAGUGGUAUCAAGCCUGCCAGUUUUGACAAAGUGAGUGACCCUGAAAUUAAGGAGAUUAUUGAGGGCUGUAUUAGACAGAAUAAGAGUCAGAGACUAUCUAUCCGGGACCUGCUAAAUCAUGCAUUUUUCGGUGAGGACACAGGAGUACGUGUGGAGUUGGCUGAGGAAGACACAGGUCACCAGGAUUGCCUAGCACUCCGCAUAUGGGUGGAGGAGCCCAAGAAACUGAAGGGCAAGCACAAGGACAAUGAGGCCAUCGAGUUCAGCUAUGACCUGGAGAAUGACAGUGCUGAGGAGGUGGCCCUGGAGAUGGUGAAAUCUGGCUUCUUCCAUGAGAGUGAUGCCAAGGUGGUGGGCAAGUCUAUUCGAGACAGAGUUACACUCAUCAAGAAAUCCCGUGAGAGGCGUCAGCAACAGCUACAGUAUGGGCUGGAAGACAGGAGAGAUUCCACCACGCUCACUUCCUCGCAUCCAUGCACCCAGCCGUUUGGCCACACCUCACUGGGCCCAGGAGCGACAGCUGAAGGUGGAGUCCCUGGGGAGGCUGAUGACGUGCCAGAGGUUGAACAGCUUGUCAGGCAGCAGCCACAUAUACACGGUGUCACGGCCACUGGCCUCCCAGAAGGAGAGAGUGUCCCUUCUGUCAGCUGUGACUUGGCUCCCAGUGGGCAAAACCAAGCCUUUCCCCUCCCGGGGGAAUCCGCCCUGCAGGCAGGGUACCCUUACGCCCACACACAGUCCGUCUACCAAACCACCACCUCUGCGGUGCAGAGUGCUGGGGGCGUCUCCCAAUCACAGUUCCCUGCCUCGUGUCAGAGUGUGCCUGUUGGCCAGGCUGGCAGUGUUUCCAGUGCCCCUCUUGGGCAGAGCAUGGGGCUACCUUGCGUGCCCAUAGGACAGAGCCUGCCGCAGCCAGCUGCUAUGGCAACACAGCAAUCCCCAGAAGUGCCACAGCAGUAUUCACUGUCAUACCACUCGGAUGGAUCACAAGUACUGUCACUCCAGUUAGGGGAUGUUGCGCCCCCCCAUGCCUUAGUUGCAUCCUCACAACCUUUCCUGCCCCCAGUCUCUCCUCAAGGCCCUAUUAAUGUCCACACUGGAGAACACACUGAGUUGUUGUAUUUGCCCCAGGGUGGGGCAGGAGUUACUGCAUCCCUGUCUCAACAGCCACCCCCAAAUGUCAUGCAUCAGCCUGAACCUAUGAACAACUUGUUGCCCCAAGCUCAACUUCCUGUAGUCCACCAACAAACAAUUGUGCAGCAACAUCAGCAGGUAUUAUUGGAACAACAAGCCACCUUGCUCCAGCAACAUCACAUGGAGCAGCAACAGACAGUUAGGUUACAGCAGCAGCAACAAUCCAGUUUGACUAAACAACACCAAGCUGGUAUGUCUCAACAGCAACAACCACAAGGUAGUUUUUUUCAACCCCAAGUGAGUUUGGUUCAGCAACAGUCCAGUGCUAGUUUGCUUCAGCAACAAAUGCAAGCUAGUUUAGUUAAGCAGCAACAACAUGCUAGUUUUGUUAAGGCACAACAGGCUAGUUUGGUUCAACAACCACAAGCCACUUUGGUUCAACAGCAAAAACAAGUUAGCUUGGUACAGCAUCAGGGUAGUUUUGUUCAGUCCCAAAAACCAAGUUUGGUUCAAGAGCAACCACAAGCUAGUUUCAUUCAACAGCAACAACCAGGCACAUUUCUCCAGCAGUCUCAAGAGAUUCCUUUUCAGUUGCCAGUAGAACAACAUCAGGCACAUACUACAAUGCCACAGCAACCAUUCAACCAGCAGCAGCAUCCAUGUUCACUCCAGCAGUCAUUUCCAGCUUUGGCAGAACAAGUCAAGCCAUGUCAACAGGUUUAUUUGCAGCAGCAAGUAGACCAACAGCAGCAGCAGCAGAAUGUCUUGAUGCAGCAGCAGCAUGCACAGCAGCAAGGUGUUCUACAGCAACAAAAGCAACAUCAAUUUUAUGUACAAACGCAACAGGCUGAUCAACAAAUGUUGAUACAACAGCAGUGUUUACAGACGCAACAGGUGAUGCUACUACAUCAGAAGAGGGAGCAACAACAGCAUGUAAUGCAGCUACAACAGGUUGAGGAACAAAAUGUUUUAUUACAACAGCAACCACAGGUUGACCAUCACCAGGCUUUAUUACAACAACAGAUUGACAGAGAACAACAACAGGCUUUAUUACAACAACAACAGGUUGAGCAACAACAACCAGCUGAGCAACAAAAACAGGCUUUAUUACACCAGCAAAAGAUUGAGAAAACACAGCAGGUAGAGCAACAACAUCAGGCUUCAUUAAGCCAACAGGUUGAGCAACAACACCAGGCGUUAUUGCAGCGACAAAAAGCUUUGCUACAACAACAACAGAUUGAACACCAACAUCUUCAUAAACAGUGUGCCAUGCAGCAGCAACAGGUACAUCAGCUCCCUGGCAUGCAACAUCAUGUGGAACAAGAGCAGCAACAACCUAUAUUACAGCAGCAGACAGAAAAGCAGCAGACUAUGUUUCAACAGCAGCAGCAAGCUGUACUACACCAACAAACUGAUAAACAACAGCAGCAUGCUGUGCCACCACAGAUGGAGAAACAGCAAGCUAUAUUGAAGCCAUACCACCAGGUUGAGUCGCAUCCCCAACUGCAGCAAAUGGAGAAGGAGCAAACGGAACAGACCAUAAUACAACAACCAAGGGAGAACCAGAAGGCAGCGAUAAUACCAAACGACAAACAAGUUUCAGGUCAAAUACAGCAACUGAACUUUUUACCGCAACAAGCAGCUUCAUUGCAGCAGCCUCCAGGAACACUUGUUCAAACCCAGACAGAUUUGCAGAUCACAACUCAAAUUUUAGCCCAAAGCCAGACUUCAGUACCAGUACAGGGUACACCCAAGGAUCACAUUCAGGCCCAAACUCAGUCUCAGGCUCCGGUCCAAUCUCAAUCCCUACCCCAAAACCCAGUUCAGAUAUUUGGCAACCCCUUGGUCCAGAGUCGUAUCCCAGUGGUACCCCAGGUUCAGGACUCAAGUCAAGUACAAACUAUGAUCCAGGUUCAAAGUCAAUUACAGGCCCAGCUCUCAGUUCAAGGUCAAAUCCAAAAGCAGCCUCUAACAGAAGCACCACAACAGAGUCAAGCUCAGUUGUACAGUAACCAACAAGUUCUAACACUGGCCCAAGACCCAGUGCAACACGUUGUUCAGUCUCAGAUUCACCAGGCACAAAUCCAGGGCCAAGCUCCUCCGUCAGAUCAAAUUGAGCCCCAGAAUCAAUCCCAGUGUUGCGUGCCACAGAUUCAAGGCCAGAUGCAGGUAAUUUCCCAAAGCCAAGUCUUGUCUCCAAACCUUGGAAAAGUUCACCAGCCAGCCCCAGCUCAUGUGCCCAGCCAGACCCAGCCUCUGGUGUUUGAGCAAUCUCAGAUUUCAGUACCCACCUAUGUAAAGCCUCCGCCCCAAGAUUCAGCUGGUGUGCAGCCGACUUUAUUCCCACACGAUCUGCAGACCACGCAGCAUAUGCCACAAGAUCUAGGAAUAGCUGCGCAACACCAGUCGCUUUUGCAUUAUUCGCAGACGGUGCCAUGUCAGGGAGUGACUGGACCUCUUUUUGCAGCAGCCUCUGCCACCAUAACUUCUUCAUCCUUACCUCCGACCCCCAAGCACCAGCAACCUGGUCAGGGCCAGGUGCAGCCAGUGUUGCAGGCACAGCCAGUGUUGCAGGCACAGCCAGUGUUGCAGGCACACCCAUCUGACCAACAGCUGCUACAGGCCUCACAAGUGCAGCAGCAGCCUCAAGUUCAUGCAGCCCCCUUACCAACUCAGUCCUCCUCAUCUUCAUUGCCCGUUCAUCCUCAAGUUGGCCUCCAUCAGUCACCCUUGAUCCCACCAGGUCAUUUGACCCAGUCCCCUUCCAAAACAGCUCCUCCCCUGUACAGUCAGGUAGGGGCUGGCCUGCUGUCUUCCCCACAGCACCAGCACACACAGAUGCACGUCCAGGCUCAUGCUCAUUCUUGCACACAGACACAUAUUGAGCCUUUGAUGGGAAGUACCGAACAUGCACUCUCCAAUCCCCUUGGCCCUGUCCAAUCCCCACAGGCUCCUUCCGUUUCACCCAUCCUUCCCACCACCUUGUCCUCCAUUCCUGUUGCUGAGCCUGGCUUGAACCAGCCCCCUCCACCAGAAGUGCAAUUAGUCCAGUCUGGGGUGGCGAGGGGCGUCAACCACACCUCCCCACCUCCUUCCACUGCUUUCCAGUCCUUCAGCUCUAAUUUGCCCCUGCUGCCCUCGUCUUCAUUACCAGACUGUGAACCUGCCUUGCUGGCCAUCGCUAAGGAUACUCAAGCACAGUCUGGUACAGAAAAACAGCCAUCAUCCAGCUGUGCUUCUGUCACUGGGGAUGAACUAAAUCUCCAGUUGGGAAAUGGGAAGAUGGAGAGGAUGAAAUCCCAGAGGAGAUCUUCCUAUCAGAGAGUUGAGAAGGUCACACACUUCCAGCUGAGCAUGCUUCAGGUAUCUAGCAGUGGAGACAACAUGGUGGAGUGUCAGCUGGAGACCCACAGUAACAAAAUGGUCACCUUCAAAUUUGAUACUGAGGGCGAUGCCCCUGAAGACAUUGCGGAUUGUAUGGUGGAGGAAGAUUUUGUCCUAGAGUCAGAAAAGGAAAAAUUUGUAGAAGAGUUGAAGACAAUCGUCACACAAGCACUUGAAAUUCUUCACUCUCAGUCACAGACUGGUUCCAUGGAGCAGCUGCAUGUGACCACCCCCGCAUCCACUAGCAUGGAUUCAGUGUCCCAGUCUUCCCCUGUGGGUCGCUGGCGAUUCUUCAUCAACCAGACAAUCCGUCAUCGGGAUGCCCACUGUAAUCAAGGAACCUUAUCACCUCCCCCUGCUGGAGAAAGUCAGAUAUUACACAAUGUGGACAUGACCAUCCAAAAUGAUUGUGAAGCUCCACAGAGGUCUGGAUCCUUCAGUGGUGUCAGUGUUCCUCCAGUUCCUACCUCCAGUGUUUCUGUUUCCACUGUUUCUGCCCCAGCUUCAAUGUCUGCCCCAGCCAUUGGCGCCACUGCCUCUGACUCUACUGCUUGUGAAUCAGUUUCUGUCUCUAGUAGUGUUGCCGCUAUCCCAGCACCUGCCGAUCAACCCUCUAGGGCCACAAUUUCCAGUUCAACAUCUGACUCUGAUACCAACCUCUCAAAUGUUGCCCCUGCCACUGCGAGCUCUAUAGCUGUGCUUACUCCAUACCCUGUCUCUUGUGUGUAUGGCACUGUGGCUGUUGGGAAAUCAUCCCCAUCAGAGCAGUCUAUGCCCCAAAGUGACGAGGUUGAACAUUUCAUGUCCACUCUAGUCCAUCCUGUCCCUGCCGCUAACCACACAUCUGCACAGCCAGAGCAGACCUCAGAACUCACGGAGAACUCACUGCAAGACCACCCUAAGAACUGGACAGAAGGCCCCCCAGCAACAAGACCGGUGGCAGAACAGCAGAUAUCACAAAUGCAGCAAAUAAAAGAGCAGCUGCCCACUGCAUAUCAGCAAGAGCAGCAGCAGUCACUGCAACAGGUAGGCUGGGAGCAGACCCUACAGAAACAGCCUCUCCUGCAGACUGGCCUUGAACAGGUACAGCAGCAGCAAGCUUUACUUGAGCAUCUGCACAGAGAGAAGCUUGAGCAGCUGCAGCAGACCCUGUCACAUCAAACGCAGCAGUCAGGACCACAGCAACAGCAUGGUCACGGGGCUCUGGAUGGGGCGCAUCAGCAGCAGAUUGCGCAGACGCAUCAGUCACUCCACCUUGAACAGAUGCAGCAUCAGCUGGUAAAUAUAGAGCAGAUGCAAAAGGAACAAAAAGAGGCAUCGCAGCUCCCGCUUGUGGCACAGCAGCAGCAACCAGUACAGCUCCCCCAGCAGCUCUCCCUGUAUUUCCCUGUGGAGCAGUGUGUCACUCAGCAGCAGCCCCCGUGGCCCAUACAGGAGCAACAAGUGGCAGAGGAUGCAGCCAGUCCUUCAGGCCCGCCACUGCCUUUCUCUAAUCCCCCUCAGCCUGCCUCCACUCCUGCGGGCCCCUCUGACCCCCCACUUCCCUCAGUCACUCAGACCCUUACUCCCUCCCCAGCACAGCCCUCUUCUGUGGGAGAGUCGGACAGUGAGGGCCCACCUAAGAUUGAAUAUGUAGACAACCGUAUCAAAACUCUGGACGAGAAGCUGAGGAAUCUGCUGUACCAGGAGUACAGCACCGGGGUCCCAGUUGCAGCGAGUUCUGCCAUAGCUCCAGCUGCACUCCUCUCUUCUGCUAUGCCAGGCUUAUUGGUGCCAGAGGGGGAGGAGCCAUCUGAGCCCCUCCAGAGCCGCCCUCCCGUCCCACCUCCAGCCUCAUCCUCCGACACCUCUCCUCAUUCUUCCUCAUCCACCUCCUCUUCAUCUACUUCACGAUCCUCCUCAACUUCCCCUGAUGCAGAGGGACAGCCUGGUGCUGAAGAGGCGGUGUCGGACCACAGGGUCCCUGAGGCCACCUCAGCGGCAGUUGAGCACCAGCCGGUGGGGGCCUUCUCCUCAACCUCUCCACCCCACUCCCUGCUUCUGCCUUCACAGGAGGAGUCAACCACAGCCCCGAGUCUGCCCUCUGAGGCCGCCGUGUGUUCUGCCCCCCUCCCCUCUGAAGACAGCACCCCAGGAGAUGCCGCAUGGUCCCCCAAUCAGCAAGCACCCCCACUACGGCCAGGACAGCAGCAGCACAACGCAGGAGGUGGAUAUUUUGGCCUAAACCUGACAUGUCCUAGUAUCAGAAAUCCUGUUAGCAAGAGGUCCUGGACUCGCAAAUUCAAAAGCUGGGCGGUCAAACUGCGCCACUCCGCCAGCUUGUUCAAGAAGCCCAGAGUGCAGCAAGAAAGCAGCAGCCUGUCUCUAAAAGAGGAGAGUGUCACAGCCCAUGUGCAAACUCAUUCUUCCACAGGCCGUUUUGAGGUAAUUCCAGUGCCCCAGCUGCCUGAGGUACCAGCAGCACAGCCGCCUGCACUGCACAAGGAUGCUGUUCAGAGGCGAGUUGGCCGCUUCUCCGUAAGCCAGCUGGAAGGUCAAGCGGAAGACGGGCUAACAGACAGCUCCCCCGUGUCGCCUGAUGACGAGGCAGAGGAGAAGAGGUGCAAAGUGAAGGACAGGGAUAAGGAGAAAAAGAGGCCCCCAGCACCCCCGGUCCUGCUCAGGGGUUACUGCCCAUCCCCUCUCGGCAGCAGUGAUGAUGACGAUGGGAGUGGGCUGGAGGAUGCAGACCUCCGGAGAGAGCUGCAUCGCCUGCGGGAAAAGCACAUCAAGGAAGUGGUCUCCCUCCAGACCCAGCAGAAUUUAGAGCUGCAGGAACUCUACAGGCAGCUGCGGUCCCUCAGAGACCAUCGUCUGGCCUUACCUCGAUCCCCGCAGCACCAUCCAGCUAUCUCCCCCAUCCUGUCCCCUCGUAGGCCCCGCCCUACAAAAGCCAAGCUCCGCCCCCGGCCCCACUCACACAUGGACAACAAUGGAGCCACGCAUGCUGGAAACCAGCAGUCCAGCAGCUUCUCAGGAGGAGAGGAGGGCAGGUGUCACCUCUUCUGCCCCCCGGAAUACUCCCCUGUUCCGACAACUGCGAGAGACCCCAGCCCCUUACCUCAGGGCUCAAACAAUAGGAAGAGCACAUUUACGGAUGACUUGCAUAAACUGGUGGACGACUGGACCAAAGAGACUACAGGUCCAAAUCUCCCCAAACCCUCGCUGAAUCAGAUUAAGCAAAUUCAACAAGUGCAGGAAAUAGGAGGUUGGAGCCAGCCAGCUGAGAUUGGUGUUGGAGGGGUGCCGGUUCUAUGGAGUGGAGUGGGGUCAACAGACACACAGCCACUACCAGGACAGCACCACCAAGCGCACACACACUCAGCAGCUCUGGAGGUGCAAGAUCUGCAUCAGCAAUUGCAUAUGCAGCCUCAACUGUUACACCUCCAGCUGCAACAGACUCCAGUUAACAUGUUCCAAUUACAACAAAAUCCACUUCAAUCAAAUUCGCAGCAGAUACAGGCUCCACUGCUAUCUCAGCCCCAGCUGCAGACAGAACAUCCCCACCUACCUCAGCAGAAUCAACCACAGACUCAGUCAAGCUCUCCUCAGAAGCCCCCUUUGAUGUCUGCACUUCCCAGCUCUGGGACUACUUCACACCCUGAUGGUUGCACUGGAACAGUGGUGUUUUCAUCUUCCUCUUCAUCAUCUUCAUGUUUGUCAUCUGCUUUACCUUCUAGUGCCAUUUUGCACUCUACAGCCGCAGCCUCAACAUUUCCUUUGGGGCAACAGUAGUAUAAGGGAUUAGGGGGUUAGGGCAGAGUGUGACUAAGAGAGCUGUAUGUAAAGGAGCUGGCCAAGUGAUAGAACAGAACAGCAUUGCGGAGCCACAUCAUGUGUGUGACGGUCAUGGCAAUGGAUGAGAUAAUGACUAGAUAAUGAUUCGCUUGAGGCAAUAAGGGGAGUGAGGACUUGAGUAUGUGGAACAGCAAAAAAUGGUUAGACGAAGGAGCCAUUGUAUAGGCUGCAUGCAGAAGGUGCCUUGGUCUUAGGUGUAAUGUAAAUUAAUAGUGUGUAUAAUGGGUGUGUACGUGUGUGUGUGUGUAUGUAUGUGUGUGUUCAUGACAUUUUUUGUCCUUUUUGGAACUGUGUAAAAGUAAAGGUUUUUUUAGCUAUACUAAACAGACUUGGGCCUGAACUCUAAUCAGAGAUAUGAAGGAACAAACAUUUCCCCCAGUAUAUAUAUAUCGAAAUUUACAUUGUGAUGCUUAUACUGAAUGGUCUACAUGAAUAAAAAGAAGUGCAAUUAGUAACUGUUGUUUAAGUUUCACCUGUGCUGUCUUAAUUUAUGUGUGUUUGGUAAAAUAUUCCUGAGUAGUGACACUGGGACUACACCCUGACGUUUAUAAUAAAUAUAGCACAAUGUGUGAAUAUUGAUGACAGCACGGAAAACAGUUACAGCAUAUCGUUGACUAGCAACCCCUUUUAUGUACAGAAUCACAUGAUGCACUAUCGUAGUCACAGCAUAGUAAUUUUUAAUAAUGUUUUACAUUAAAAACUGGUAUCAUUUUAAGUUAAUAGGUUUCUUUAUAAAAUAAAACAAUAGCCUGGUUAUUAACAUUUUUUGAUCCGUUUACGGUGUUAGGAAAGAUUUGUAAUCAAAAUCAAAUUCCCACCUAUAGUUUAUAUCAACACAACGUUUCCUAAGCUGAAUCUUCAUUAUUUUAUUCUGUAAAAUGGUAAGAAAGGAUUCCUUUUUAUCUACUAAAUACACGGUCAUUUAGCUAAGAAUUUACAUACAAAGGGCAAGUUUAUUUCAGUUCAGGCCUGGGUUAUAAACUGUAUUACAUAGUUGAAUUCAGAUUAACCAUUUGGUACUGGUGCUUUCACUUAUUGUAACAUCAUCAUGGCGUAGAUUCCAUGCUUGGACACAAUGAUAAAAAUAAUCUGCAAUGAAUCAAAAAUUCAUUAUUUGCAUUGAUUCAUAAUCAGAGCCCUUUGUUUCCUUUACUUCCUUGUACAUUCCAUUAAUUUGUAUUCUUUUUACUUAUUUGGCUUUAGUAAAUUUGUAUCCACAUAAUAGACGUGGAAGAUAUGGCAGAUUUAAUUUAUACUAAUCUAGUACGAAUCAUCUUUUAGAAGUUGGUUAACUCCAAAUUGUUUUAAGACCUGAUUUUCUCCCAGUCUGUGACACAUCAUCUGUGUAUUAAUACUGUAUUUUUUUCUUCUUUCAGAAGAACCAUCACAACACUGUGAUGUAGUGAUUUGGAAGAUAUUGACCAUUUUGUACUAAAUAGUUGUCCUCUAGGAUUAUAAUAGUGAGAUAAGUUUGAAAAAACGGAUGAUGAAAAGGCUUGUGCAAUACAGACAGUUUAGAAGAAACAGAAGCAGCAAUGAUAAGACUAAGUGAUGCUUACACCCAACUUCGUGAUGUUUACAGUAUUCAUCUUUGGAAAAGCAUAUCCCUGUUCACAAUAGAAAUUUUUUUUUUCUUAAUAAUUUAUUCAUGGUAUUUCCGUGAACUCACAGUUUCCAAAUAGCAUAGAUCGCUACUAACAGAGAUGAGUUACAAGAUCGCCAGGUGAUAUUCACUAGGUAACUAUUAAUCUUUCCAUUGUACUGCUCUGAAACGAUUUUCAAAGUGAAAGAGGUAAUUUACCCUGUUCUGAAGUGUUACCAAAAUAUUUUAAAAGACAUUAAUUAUUUUUAUAUUUUGGAAUGGGGCUGUAAAAAUUGUAAAGUUGUGUAUUGAUAAGUAUUUACAAUCUGUGAUGAUGUGCUGAAACUAUAAGUUAUUAGUCCACAGCUCUACUUCUGGAGUUUCCCCUGGACUAUGUUCACUAUAGUCUCUCGACUUGUUCAUUCUACCUUUUAAGUAAAACUCUUUUGCUGGUUAAUUUUGAACAAUUUAAGAGAGAGAAAAGUAUGUCUGUUAUAAGUGAUAUCUACUGAGGUUCUUUGGUAACUUCAAAACAUACCAUCUGAGACCCAAUGAUUUAAAAGUAAUAAAAAUAAACUACAAAAUGUUCAUUGCUGGUAAUGAAGCCAUUGUAAAACUAGCUAAUUAAAUUCCUGUUUUGUAACUAAUUGAAAGAAAUUACGGUGUAAAAAAAUCAGAGGGAAAAUAAAAAUGUAAAAACAUU
This is a messenger RNA of Brienomyrus brachyistius, 13006 nucleotides long. RefSeq names its product serine/threonine-protein kinase WNK3 (gene wnk3). Lineage: Eukaryota; Metazoa; Chordata; Actinopteri; Osteoglossiformes; Mormyridae. The record is from RefSeq and is a predicted model, not a curated record. Gene Ontology annotation, molecular function: chloride channel inhibitor activity; ATP binding; protein serine/threonine kinase activity. Gene Ontology annotation, biological process: protein phosphorylation; negative regulation of sodium ion transport; positive regulation of potassium ion import across plasma membrane. Bases 1119 to 10658 code for a protein of 3179 amino acids. Gene Ontology annotation, cellular component: cytoplasm; cytosol. The transcript has 25 exons.